GUUCUAAUUCUUUUAUCUUCCUGAUGCACACUAGCCAUCAGCCAAAGCCUACGCUUCCGAGAAAACGUGUCAGUCGCUCUAGCUAUGUCCUGAAGGCUUUUAUUGAAGGAUCUUAUUAUUCGCUGUGGCCUUAGAGGUACGGUAACAACUGUUAACGUCAACAGAGACUCUUCUAGUGACAGCGAGGAACAUCAAAAUGUCUAGAACACUCAUUAUUUACAUCAGCCUUUUCUUUUUUGUUCCAGGUUUGGGUGAGCAGAUGGCAGCACGUUUGAAUGGCUCGAAGAGGUGGGAUUCUGGCCUUUUAGAGAUAUUCUACAAAGGAACGUGGAAUACAGUCUGCGAUGAUUCCUUUGACGACAAAGCCGCACAGGUGGCCUGCAGAAUGAUAGGCUGCAACAAUUGUGUAGCAACAAAAGCACUCUCGAAUGGGGCAAGUUCCGAAAAUAUUCUGAUUAAGGACUUGGACUGUCGAGGAAACGAAACCAGUCUGACAGAGUGUAUGCAUGGAGGCUUGAGCAAACACAGAUGCAACAGCUGGGACUUUGUCGGCGUCACGUGCAACCCUCGGCCUCUUCUUGUCAUCCAACCAAACAAAACUGUAUAUCCUUUAAUGGAGGGGACCAAAGCUGUCCUAGAGUGUGUGGUGUCAAACACGUCUUACGACAUAACCGACUACAAAUGGCCAGAAAGUGCAGGCGGCAGCCUUAAAGGAAAAUAUUUGAUUAUUUCCAAUGUGACCAGGUCGCAUAAUAGAAGGCCAGUGAAGUGUGAAGCCACCACGAAAGCUCACACCACAUUUUCUAUUUCCAGUGACAUUUUGGAAUUGCAGGUUUUCUAUCCUCCUGAUGAGUCACCGGUUAUUGGAGCAGUGCCACCUCUUCUCUCCGGUCAACCAGUGUAUCAAGGAGACAACUUUACCUUGACUUGCACUGUCAGCGGUGGCCAACCAGUGAACUACACUAUUGUCACCUUCGUGUGUCCAGAAAAAGUGGACGAAGCGGACACCGUAGGCGGGUCUGAAGUUAACAGCAGUUUGCGGUUCUACUCUGUCUCCCAUGACAACCAGGGCAACUGUACCUGCAGUGCCGUAUGGAAGGACAUUUGGUACACAAAGACAGCUGAUUACACUCUCAUUGUGUACACGCCGCCAUCUCCUCCUGAGAUCAUACUGAUGACCAACACAUCAGGAGGCAUUGAACAGGUCGGAGCUAACGUCAGUUUGAAAUUCAGAGUUUACAGUCAGGUCAUCCGGCAGCCUACUACACAUGGCCAGAGAAUGCAGGUGGUCGGCCUGAUGGAGAUCUCUUAAUAUUCGACAAGCUAACCAAGGAACAAAAUGGAAGGAACGUAACGUGUGUGGCCAACAAUGAGUUUACUGUGAACAGACAGCCAGUUCCUAAAGCCACCUUGACAUUGCAUGUACACGUUGUAGAUCCUAAAAACAGCCAUGGAAUGCAGUCUGCUUCAAGUAUAUUCAUUGCUGUUGUUUGCUCCUUGGUUAUUGUUGCUGCAAUCAUCUUUAUUAGCGCGUUUAUUUGGAAGCGUUCUAGAGGACACAGCAUAAGCUAUAGGUUUGUAAAUCAUAAAACAAGUGGACCUUAUAUUGAAAAUAUGAUUUAAGUGCAGAGACGUUAGCAGAACCAGGAAUUCUUGAGAUCUGGUUGUGUUUUAGGAAGAUUGCAGGACAGUUUAUAUAGUCUGUGGAUGAGUAAUCAGACAUAUGUCAGGAUUAAGCCUGAUAAUUAAUGUUUACUAGACUUCUUAUUUGAUAUUGACAAAUCGAAGUUGUGUUGAGAUUAUUGAGGUGAAUACAAGAUAUGAGUGACAGCGUGGCAGUAAUAUUACACAAAUAUUCAUUUUCUUUUUGUUCCUGUUUUAAAUUUCAAAGCCUAAGACGGUCUGCAUGUCUAUUAAAAUAUUAAUCAUCUUCGUUGAAAAUUGUAAUGAGAUAUUUUAACUAUUUAGAAUGAAUGUUUAAAAUAUUAGGCAUUUCACCCUCUAUACUAUGUUGAUGAUUAGUUAAAAUAUUACAUUACAAUUUUUUACAGUUUCACAAUAGCAAAAAAAAA
This is a messenger RNA of Pomacea canaliculata, 2072 nucleotides long. RefSeq lists its product as uncharacterized. Gene Ontology annotation, cellular component: membrane. The transcript is spliced from 10 exons. Lineage: Eukaryota; Metazoa; Mollusca; Gastropoda; Architaenioglossa; Ampullariidae. The coding region runs from base 197 to 1312 and encodes 371 amino acids. The record is from RefSeq and is a predicted model, not a curated record.